Molecule: messenger RNA, 3860 nt
Organism: Dromiciops gliroides (monito del monte)
Lineage: Eukaryota; Metazoa; Chordata; Mammalia; Microbiotheria; Microbiotheriidae
Gene: THBD
Product: thrombomodulin
Exons: 1
Coding region: 282-2000 (572 amino acids)
Cellular component (GO): membrane
Molecular function (GO): calcium ion binding; transmembrane signaling receptor activity
Source: RefSeq, a predicted model, not a curated record
ACUUCCUUCCUUUCCCGAAUUGCAAGGGAGGGCUGAGCACUUAUAAAAACUUGGGCAUCAACUUUCAGGCAUGACAGAAACUUCCUUAGACUAGGAUCGGAUGAUCACCGCAUAGAGCAGAAAGAGAAUCAACCAGAAGAAGCCAGUUCUUGCUUUGGAUUCCAGAGCACGUCAAAGCUAGACGCCAGAACCCAGGGAAGCAGGAGAAAUCGCAGUCGAUUUCACUUCCCUCUUUUCUCCACCUCCCCCUCUCCUUCCUCCCAGACGACUGGCCUGAGAGAAUGCUGCCUCCUCUGCUCCCUCUCCUCUCUCUUCUGACUAUGGCUGAGCUGGGGCUCCCAGCCUCCCCAGCUCCGCAGCCUGGAGGCAGCCAGUGCAUUGAAGACGACUGUUAUGCCGUCUUCUGGAACUCAGAGCAGUUCACUGGGGCGAACCAGGUCUGCCAGCAGCUCGGGGGCCACUUGAUGACUGUGCGCUCUUCAGUGGCCGCGGAUGUCAUCUCUCUGCUUGCUCAGGGAGCUCCAGAAAUCUCACCCCCAGAUGGUCGCCUUUGGAUCGGGCUGCAGCUUGGGCAGAACUGCAGCCACGAGCAGGAGGGACAGCUGCGUGGGUUCAGGUGGGUCACGGGCGACAACAGCACCAGCUACAGUAAGUGGAGACACAGUGGCCGUGGCGCCCUCUGCGGUCACCAGUGUGUUGUGGUCUCCGGGGAUUCUGCCUCUGGCUCCAUGGAACUGGUCUGGGAGGAGCAUCAGUGUGAGUUGGCCACCGAGGGUUUUCUCUGCGAGUAUAACUACCCCGGAUCCUGCAAGCCCCUCAACCUGGAGCCCAGUAUCAAUGCCAGUGUCAUCUACAAUGCCCCUUUCGGGGGAAAGGGAGCUGACUUCCAGGCUCUGCCCCUCAACAGCCACGCCUUGGUAGUACCUCUUGGUUUGGACCUUGUUUGUAUGAAGGUCGAGGAGACCCCGCGCUGGGUCAAGGAAACCUUGGGACCCUGGGACUGCCGGGUGGAGAAGGGGGGCUGCUCGCAGAACUGCAGGCAGGACAGCGGGGAACCUGAGUGUCUUUGCUCGCAAGGGACCCUUUCUAAGGCCGACCUGCGCUCUUGCCAGGCUGAGGGCGACCCAUGCACCCAUAAACGUUGUCAGCAGUACUGCCAUCUCAGCUCGAACGCUCCAGGCGGCUACACUUGCAUGUGUGACUCUGGUUACUACCUGGGGGACGACGGGCAUAGUUGCGUAGACGUCGACGACUGUGCACUGGAGCCGAAUCCUUGCCCGCAGAAGUGCGUUAACACGCAGGGUGCCUUCAAAUGCGAAUGUAACCCAGGCUUCGAGCUGGUAGACGGCGAGUGUACCGAGCUGCUCGACCCCUGCUUAGAUUUGAAGUGCCAGCAUAAGUGUUUACCUUUGGAGGGGGGUACUUACCGCUGUACCUGCGAAGAGGGCUUCGUGCCCAUUCCAGACCAGCCCGACAGGUGCAUGCUGUUCUGCAACACCACGCAAUGCCGGGCCAAAUGCAACCCCUACAAUCCAGACGACUGCAAGUGCCCGGAGGGCUAUAUUUUGGACGACAACCAAAUGUGCAGUGACAUAGAUGAGUGUGAAUCGGGAGAAUGCCCUGGUGGUGACUGCAUUAACCUGCCCGGCAGCUUCCAAUGCAUCUGUGGGCCCAAGUACACACUCGGUGAGACAGUCCAAGAGUGUAUUCCCAUAGAAAUCAACCCUACUGAUGAUGAUGGCGGCUCAGGAGAACCCCCAUUCACCGAGACUUCAGACACCACCACUUCCCCACCGACGGAAGGAGCGGCCCAUUCGGCCGUGCUAAUUGGCAUCGCCAUCAGCAUUUUAUCCAUUGUCACAGUGCUCCUCGCCACCAUCUGCCACUUGAGGAAAAAACAGUGUGCAGCCCGGGCUGCUCUGGAUUACAAAUGCGCAGGCCCAGCCAAGGAAGAGGUCUUGCAGCAGGUGCGCACGGAAUCAGUCCCUCAGAAACUCUGAAAGAGCUGGCUUAAGCUCCCCUCCAUCCAGGACCAAGGGCUCAAGGACAGCUUCAGUCCUUCCCAGUGCAGAGCUGAGGGGAGCUGAGUGAACAGAGAUGAGUUUGAUGGCAUUAAUCGGUAUUAAUAACGGCUUGAUCCCUUCUCUCCACUCUCAGUCCCCUGCUCUCUGCCACAUUAUUCUCCCAACACUCAGCACCUUAACUUUUUUUCGGAUCUGGGAAGAUAUUAUUGCUAGAAACUUCUUUCCCAGAUGUAAGGGUAUCAGUGGGUUUAUGGGAGCCACAUCUGGGGAGUACCUUUGAAAGACUUGUGAACAGCGACCAUAUGUGGUGAACCCUGUGGUCAUCAGCCCGGAAGACUGUAAAGUGUUAAUGUAGAUUACCAAAUGACUUCUGAUCAUAAUUCAGAGGCUUCGAAACUGUACUGUUACUGCCUGUAGCUCCAAAUCUGCCACCUUUGGUUGGACUGGGAUGAGUUUGGAAUUCUUGGAUGGUCAUUAGAAUAUUUAUUUUUUCUAAGUAUCUAAGAUACUCUGCUUUCCUUUUCUGUUUCUUACUUUCUUUCUUUUUUUUUAAAGAAAGACAUCCGUAGCUAUCUCUCUAUGUGUCAAACAAGAGUGGGAAUUCCUUUUAGAAUAUUAGAAAAAUCUACUUUAUCAUAUUACUUUAAGCUUUCUCUGUGAAUUUAUAUUAUCUGUAGCUCUCACAAAUGUGAAAUCCAGAUUCCCAUUCCCUUUACCAACCCUCCCUCAUCUACUGAGAGCUAAGGUAACUUUUACCUCAACAAAUGAAGUCCUCAAACAGGAUGCCUUUCUGUCGUUUCAUAAAAACCCUACGUUUAUCUUUCUCUGCUCAGGCUGUAACUCUUGCCUCAAAAAAAUAACCACAGGGGGAAAUAGGAAUUUUUUUCUUGCCAAUUCUUGUAAAUUAUUACUCAAAUCAUUGACUUUCAUGGACAGCAUAGGUUCAGUAAAGUUAAUAUGCACAAGGUAUUAAGUCUCUUUGCUGGGUUGGAACAGAAAUAAAUCUAAAUCUCACUGUAUUUAUCUUGUUUAAGGAUUCUGGUAUGUGAUCGAAUUGGAAAGUCGACAUUAUCGUUUGAUUUUCUUUGCAGCUUACCUUUUGCCUUAGAAUGCUGGUGAAAAUGUUGAGAGGGUUGCUCUAACAUGAUAAAACUGAUGUGAGAAUGCAGGGAAAAACAGUAUGAGUGCUGGAUUUGGGUUCAGGAAAGUGAAGCUGAAUGACCCAUUUUUAUUGUAUAACUGUAGAGGGACAGUCAGAGCUGAGGGCAUUUGUCAACAGGUAAAACAUUGACAAGGAAAUUACUAAGCCCUGCUGUUGACAGAAAGCAUUUUUAAGGGGGGAGGGAGGGUCAAGGUGAGAGCCUAGAUUAUCAAAAAUAGAAGCCUUCAUUGAUCAGCCUCCCAGGAGAACUAUGCUUAACCAUUUCAAAUUGCCUCUGUGGCCCCAGCUUCUAAAUUUCUGGAAAUUCUCAAACAAGGGUCAAUAACAAAGGAAUAGUAAGUCAAGUCUGGGGCUUUAUUUUAAAUAAGGUGAGAACAAUCUAUUUGCUAGGCUGUUUUUUUCUUCUAGAAAUGACCAGGUACAUAUAACUUGAGACUGCUAUGCCAGGUUGGAAAAUGUUUUUUGGUUCAGUUAAGCUAGGUUAAUGAAAUUGUUCUUCAGCUUUUGAAAAAGAGCAAAUGUGUUAUAUAAAGUACCUUUUUACAGUAAAGUUUUUCUCUACUGUUUUGUAAACUUGGCACAUUUGUAAAUAGUUAUUUAUUUAUUGGAAAUAAAAAAAAGAGUACAGGCAAAAGCCUGACUUCCAAUUUCACUUGUAGAAAAUAAAAAGUUUU